AUAUAAAAUGAAUAUUCUCUGGUGUUUGCUGCCAAUCUUUGUUUUCUGUCAGGUAUGUUCAGGUGAAUAUAAGAGAGUUUGUUAUGUAGAAUCGUGGGCUCGAUAUAGACCUGCUAGAGACAGAUUCACACCAGAAAAUAUAGAUGUACAUCUUUGUACUCACAUUUUGUUUGCGUUUGCUACUCUGGAUGAUACUGGUGUUCGUUUAAAAGCUGAUGAGGACGGUGACGAUCCUUCAAUGUAUAAAAGAUUCACAGACCUUAAAAAACGAAAUCCACUCCUAAAAGCAAUUCUAUCAGUUGGUGGAUGGUCUAUGGGCUCUGCUUUAUUCCAUAAAGCUGUCGAGACUGAUUCGUCUAGACGUACAGGAGCCCAGAACAUAGUUCGGUUUCUACGCAGUCAUAAUUUUGAUGGCAUUGAUAUAGAUUGGGAGUUUCCUGGUGAUCGCGGUAGUCCCGCCGCUGAUAGACAUAAAUAUACUUUGUAUCUAAAGGCAAUUCGAAAUGCUUUUGACAAAGAAUCAAAAUCAUCAGGUAAACCGACAUUACUUUUAUCAGCUGCUCUCAAUCCCAUGCCGUCAAUGUUUGAUAAUUCAUAUGAAGUACCAGAAAUAGCCAGAUAUUUUGAUUUUAUAAAUUUGAUGUUUUAUGAUAUGCAUGGUACUUGGGAACAUGUAGUUGGACACCAUGCGCCUCUCUACCCUUCCAAAAAGGGCGAUACCAUCAAUGUGGAUUAUCUUGUCAAUGAGUGGAUUAAAAAAGGUGUUGAAAAGUCAAAAAUAAUCAUUGGUGUUCCAUUUUAUGGAAGAACGUAUACCCUAGCUGAUGCUUCGAAAUCAAAUAUCGGAGACAAGAUAACUGGUCCUGGAGUUAAAGGUCCACUAACUGGCGAUGCUGGUACACUGAGUUAUCAAGAGAUAUGUUUGUUGAUGAAUAGUGGAGUUCCUGUAAGAAGAUUAGUUGAUCAGAGAGUACCUUAUAUUGUUGAUGGUACCAGAUGGACAGGUUUUGAUGACGCAAAAAGUCUUACAGAAAAGAUGGGAUACAUAGUAAAGCAUGGUUUUGGUGGUGCAAUGGUUUGGUCUAUAGAUCAAGAUGAUUUUAACGGUAUCUGUGGUGGUGAAACCUAUCCAUUACUUAAAGCAAUGAACAGAGGACUGGGUACACGAAUAAUCGGCUGAAAUGAUUAUAAUAUAUUGAAAUAAGAAUAAAGCAGAUAUAUAUAUAUAUAU
Patella vulgata (common limpet) is the source of this 1231-nucleotide messenger RNA. Its product is annotated as chitotriosidase-1. Lineage: Eukaryota; Metazoa; Mollusca; Gastropoda; Patellidae. The transcript has 8 exons. Gene Ontology annotation, molecular function: chitinase activity; chitin binding. Gene Ontology annotation, cellular component: extracellular region. The record is from RefSeq and is a predicted model, not a curated record. Bases 8 to 1180 code for a protein of 390 amino acids. Gene Ontology annotation, biological process: chitin catabolic process; carbohydrate metabolic process.